This is a messenger RNA of Lodderomyces pseudojiufengensis, 5268 nucleotides long. It is a transcript of the gene CYR1, whose product is annotated as adenylate cyclase. The transcript has a single exon. Bases 1 to 5268 code for a protein of 1755 amino acids. Lineage: Eukaryota; Fungi; Ascomycota; Pichiomycetes; Serinales; Debaryomycetaceae. Gene Ontology annotation, molecular function: protein binding. The record is from RefSeq and is a predicted model, not a curated record. Gene Ontology annotation, biological process: cyclic nucleotide biosynthetic process; intracellular signal transduction.
AUGAGUUUUUUAAAAAGGGAUAAAUCUAAAACUAAUUUAAAUUCUGCUGGUCAGAGAUAUUAUGAAGAACCUCCUUCUCCAACUACUAAUUUUACAUCAAAUGAUCCAUUUUAUGAUCCAUCUAAAAUAUCAAGAAGUAUGACUACUACACCUGAUAUAAAUAAUGAAUAUUCACCAAGAUCUUCAAUAAUUUCAAUACCACAAAUUAUUCAUUCAAGUAAUAAUAAUAACAAUUCUCAAAAUAUUUCAAAUAUAAAUAGUAAUACAAAUUCAACUACAAAUACUAAUUCAAAUUUACAUAUAAAUAUAAAAGAUAAUUAUAAAGGAUUUCAUAGACCAAAAAGUAUUGGUAAUAUUCCUCCUUUAUUACAUCCAAUAAAACCAAAAUUUAAAAAAAAAAGUAGUUCAUUAUUUAAUAAAUUAAUAAGUUCAAAACAAAAAGAUGGUGGAAAUUUAGAAGAAGAACAACAAUUAGAUGAAUAUACAACUAAUACAAAUAGAGGUAGUAUUGGUAGUAGUAGUAUAAGUGGUACUAGUAAUAAUAAUACUAGAUUUAUUUCUUCUUCUUCAGAAGGUUUAACUUCUCCAGCUCAAUCAGUAUCAUCAUCAAGAGCAAAUUCAAUAACUUCUGCUGAAGAACAACCACACCCUCAACAAAAUCAAUCUUCAACUACAACUAAUGAACAACGAAAGAGUAAUUCAUCAUCAUCUUCAUCAAGUCAUUCUAAACAUAAAUUCAGAUUACCUUCAUUAUCAGAUUAUCAUCCUCAACAUGGUUCACAAAUACUGGCUCAACUGUUACAAAUGACUCAAGCAGAUUCAAAUCAAUCAAAACCACCACCACAAUCACAAAAUUUUGCUUCAUCAUUACCAACUAAUUCUCCAGAAAAUGUAAUGUCAAUAGAUUUAAAUUUAGAUGAAAUGCAAGAUAUAAUUAAAUCAAAAGAUUCUUUACCAGUUCCAAAACAAAAUUGGAAAGCACCAGAUAGUUGGGAUGUUAAACAACAAAAAAUUGAAGAAGAAAUAAAUGAGGAACCACAAGAGGAAGAAUCUAAUAAAUUAAUUCCAAUUGAAAAUACUACUUUACCACCUUCGGAAAAUACUUUACCAUCACUUUAUGGAACAAGACAAACUCAUGUUGUUAAUAAUGUUGUUGAUCCAAGACCGAGUCAUAUUGUUAAAAUAUUUAAAGAAGAUAAUACUUUUACAACUAUAUUAUGUCCAUUAGAAACUACAACUACUGAAUUAUUAAAUACAGUUCAAAAAAAAUUUUUUUUAGAAUCUGCUUCAAAUUAUCAAUUAUCAGUUCAUGUUGGUAAUUGUGUAAAAGUAUUAGAAAGUUUUGAAAAACCAAUAAAAAUUCAAAUGGGAUUAUUAUUAUUAAGUGGUUAUACUGAUGAAGAUAAUUUAAGAAUUAUAGGAAGAGGAGAUUUAUCAUUUGUUUGUAAAUUUGUUGUUGAAAAUAUUUAUUUAAGAAGUUUAACUCAUGAUGAAGAAACAAUUUUAUCAAAAAAUUAUGUUGAUGUUAAUAUAUCAGCAUUAAAUUUAAAAAAUAUUCCAAUAAUUUUUCAUCAACAUACUUAUGAAAUCGAAAAAUUAAAUGUUUCUGAAAAUCCUUCAAUUUAUAUUCCAUUAGAUUUUAUACAAUCAUGUACUAAUUUAACAAGUAUAAAUUUUGCAAGAAAUGGAAGUUCAAAAUUUCCAAUAAAUUUUUUAGAAGCUAAAAAUUUAACUCAUUUAAAUUUAGAACUGAAUUUUAUUGAUGAUUUACCAAUAAAAAUAAAUAUGUUAACAAAUUUAACUCAUUUAAAAUUAAAUUCAAAUCAAUUAUCUCAAUUACCAAAAUCAUUUGGUGAGUUGAAAAACUUAGUUUCAUUAAAUUUAUCAUCAAAUUAUUUUAAUAUGUAUCCUGAACCAAUAAAUGAUUUAGAAAAAUUAAUUGAAUUAGAUUUAUCAUAUAAUGAUUUAUCAUAUAUUCCAGAAACUAUAACAAAUUUAAAAAAUUUACAAAAAUUAAAUUUAUGUACCAAUAAAUUAAGUAAAAAUUUACCAAAUUUUUUAUCAAAUUUUAAAGCUUUAAAAAGAUUAGAUAUAAGAUAUAAUCAAAUAACAAAUGUAGAUAUAUUAGGAGAAUUACCAAAUUUAGAAGUUUUAUAUGCUUCAAGAAAUUCAAUAUCAGCAUUUUGUGAUAAAAUGCAAAAUUUAAGAUUAUUACAUUUUGAUAAAAAUCCAAUUACUGAAUUACAAUUUGUUUUUGAUUUACAAAUGCUUAAUAUAUUAGAUUUAUCAAAAGCUAAAAUUACAUCAAUGCCUUCUGAAUUUAUAUCAAAAAUUCCAAAUAUUGAAAAGUUGGUGCUUGAUAAAAAUCAUUUAGUAAAUUUACCAAAUGAAAUUGGACAAUUAAAUAAAUUAUCAUAUCUUUCAAUUUAUUCAAAUAAUUUACAAAUUUUACCAAAUUCAUUUGGAAAUUUAUUAAAUUUACAAUAUUUAGAUUUACAUUCAAAUAAUAUUCAAUCAUUACCUGGUGAAAUUUGGAAUUUAAAAUCGUUAAUGUUAUUAAAUGUUGCAAGUAAUAAUUUAACAUCAUUUCCAAAACCUCCUUUCGCUAUAGCUAAAAGAAUUUCUUCAUCAACUGAUCUUAGGGAGAUGCCAUCAUCUGGUUCAAUGGCUGAUAGUCUUUCAUCAUUAAUAAUAUCAGAUAAUAGAUUAAAUGAUGAAUGUUUUGAAGCUAUAUCAUUUUUAAUUGCAUUAAAAACUUUAAAUGUUUCAUAUAAUGAUUUAAUUGAAAUUCCUGAAGGUUCAUUAGCAAGAAUGAAUAGAUUAACUGAUUUAUAUUUAUCAGGUAAUGAUUUAAGUACUAUACCUGCUGAUGAUUUAGAACAUAUAAAAACAUUAAGAUUAAUUUAUUUAAAUAAUAAUAAAUUAGUUUCAUUACCUGCUGAAUUAAGUAAAUUAAUAAAUUUACAACAUUUUGAUGUUGGAUCAAAUCAAUUAAAAUAUAAUAUAUCAAAUUGGCCUUAUGAUUGGAGUUGGCAUUGGAAUAAAAAUUUAAAAUAUCUUAAUUUUUCAGGAAAUAAAAGAUUUGAAAUUAAACAAAGUCAUGUUAAAAAUCCAGAAACUGGUGAAGAUUUUGAUAGUUUAUUAGUUUUAGAUCAAUUAAAAGUAUUGGGGUUAAUUGAUGUUACUUUAACUACUACUUCAGUACCUGAUCAAUCAGUUGAUAAAAGAAUUAGAACUACUGCUUCUGAAUUAGAAAAUAUUGGUUAUGGAGUAAGUGAUACAAUGGGUCAAAGAACUUGUGUAUCAAAUAGAGAUUUAUUUAUACAAAAAUUUAGAGGUAAUGAAAAUGAACUAUUAAUUUGUGCAUUUGAUGGUAAACAUGGAGCUCCAAAUCAAGGUCAUAGAAUUUCAAGUAUUGUUAAAAAUCUGAUUACUAAAAAUUUAACUGAAGAAUUACAUAAAAUUGAUGAUAAUCCUGAUAAAGUUCAUAUAGCUUUAAGAAGAGCAUUUUUAUCAUUUAAUAAAGAAGUUAAUGGAGUAUUAUUAGCUAAAAAGAGUCAUACUUUUACACCAUUACCUCAAUAUUCAAAAGAUAUGAUUGAUUUAAAUUUAAUUGAUGAUGCAAGAACUGGUUGUGCAGUAACUGUUAUUUAUAUAAGAGAUAAAAAAUUAUAUUCUGCAAAUAUUGGAGAUAUUGAAUCAUUAUUAUGUCAAAAUAAUGGAAAUUUUAGAGUUUUAACAAAUGUUCAUAGACCAACUAAUCGUCAAGAAUUUGAACGUAUAAGAGCUUCUGGAGGUUAUGUUUCAGGAAGUGGAGAUUUGGAUGGUGAUUUAGCUAUUUCGAGAGGUGCUGGUUUUUUUUCGUAUUUACCUCAUACUCAUUCAGGUCCAGAUGUUAGUGAAUUAACUUUAACUCCAGCAGAUGAUUUAAUAGUUAUUGCAACAAAAGUAUUAUGGGAUUAUAUAACUCAUGAAUUAGCUGUUGAUAUAUUAAGACAAGAAAAAAAUGAUCCAAUGAUUGCUGCACAAAAAUUAAGAGAUUUUGCUAUAUGUUAUGGAGCAACUGAUAAAAUUACAGUAAUUGUUGUUACAUUUGGUGGUAAAAAAGUUAAACUGAAUGCAUUAUAUAAUAAUUUAGGUAGAGAAGCUGAUUAUUUUAAAAGAAGAAGAGCUGAUAGAGUUGGUGAUUCAUCAUUAAGAAGAUUAGAAAGUGAAAUAGAACCUCCAAUUGGUGAAUUAGCUUUAGUAUUUACUGAUAUUAAAAAUUCUACAUUAUUAUGGGAUUCAUAUCCAGCACCAAUGAGAUCAGCUAUAAAAACUCAUAAUUCAAUAAUGAGACGUCAAUUAAGAAUUAUAGGUGGUUAUGAAGUUAAAACUGAAGGUGAUGCUUUUAUGGUUGCUUUUCCUUCACCUACAUCUGCUUUAUUAUGGUGUUUUAAUGUUCAACAAAAUUUAUUAACUGCAGAUUGGCCAACUGAAAUUUUGGAAACUGAUCAAUGUUGUGAAGUUACUGAUGGGAAAGGGAAUGUGAUAUAUAGAGGUUUAUCAGUAAGAAUGGGAAUACAUUGGGGAUCUCCAGUAUGUGAACCAGAUGUUGUUACAGGUAGAAUGGAUUAUUUUGGACCAAUGGUUAAUAGAGCUUCUAGAAUUAGUGCUAUUGCUGAUGGUGGUCAAAUAGCUGUUAGUUCAGAUUUUCUUGAUGAAAUGAGAGCAUUAACUGCAAUACAUGAUGAUAUAAAAAAUAAUGUUAAAACUGUUGCUGAUGCUUAUCAAGGUAAUGAAAAUGCAGGUAAAAUAAUUGAAAGAGAAUUAACAUCACUUGAUGAUCAUGGAUCAAAUUUUUAUAAAAUGGGAGAAAGAAAAUUAAAAGGUUUAGAAAUUCCUGAAAUGAUAACAUUAGUUUAUUCAAGUAGAUUAAAAUUAAGAUUUGAUAUAUUUCAAAAAAGAUUAGAUAUUGAUGAAAGUCAUAGUACUAGAGUUAUUGGAACUAUACCAAUUGAAUGUAUUACUGCUAUAAAUAAUAUAUCAUUAAGAUUAGAAAAUUUAUUAUCUUUUAUAAAUGGUGGUACAUAUACAAAAGAAGGUUUAAAACAAAAUCAAAAAUUAUUAGAUGUAAAUGUUCAAGAUUUAUUAAAUUCAGUAACUAGAAUAGAAAAUUCGGUUGCUUCUUUAUAUUUAAGACAAAUUGUUAAUGAUAAAAGAUAUGGAUUUAAUAAUCAACCAUUAUCACAAGUAUUGAAUGAAUUAACAAAAAUGAUCAAACAUUAA